Kluyveromyces lactis is the source of this 4656-nucleotide messenger RNA. RefSeq names its product mitogen-activated protein kinase kinase kinase SSK2 (gene SSK2). Gene Ontology annotation, molecular function: MAP kinase kinase kinase activity; ATP binding. The record is from RefSeq and is a predicted model, not a curated record. Gene Ontology annotation, biological process: protein phosphorylation; stress-activated MAPK cascade. Gene Ontology annotation, cellular component: cytoplasm. The coding region runs from base 1 to 4656 and encodes 1551 amino acids. The transcript has a single exon. NCBI's taxonomy places the organism in Eukaryota, Fungi, Ascomycota, Saccharomycetes, Saccharomycetales, Saccharomycetaceae.
AUGUCGCAAAACAACGAUAGCAGAGACGAGGCAUAUGUCAGGGAGCAAUUCCAAAGAUAUACGACUAAGAUGGCUUCUAAUAAGAAUUCCAAUACUGAUUCGAAAUGUAGAAGUACUUCACAUCUGAAUUCGCUGGCUUCGAUUUCAAGUGACACUUCAAAUGAAACUUUAAAGGGAAAUUUAUCAGCAGCUUCGCCUACGUUUUCAUCAGAUUCUACUCUGAGUACUAAAAAACUGCCAGUUCUACAGACGCUUCCGACAUCUCUGCCAAAUGGACAGCAUCAACAGGGGCAGCUCUUUCCUGCUUCUUCUUCAAGCUCCUCAGCAAUAUCUUCAAGGAAACCAAGUGUGUCUGGUUCCUUUGGAACGCAGACUCCGACUACAGCUCAGUUGAAAACUAUAACAUCGCCCAAACUCAGCGGUGCACUUUCAACAAGGUCAAGGUCUAAUUCGCUCACAAGCUCCAAACUAUUUGCGCUGAACCAAUCCAAUGAUUCUCCGUCAUCGACCUCGGUUUAUCCCGUACCGCCUAAUGUCGCUUCGUUGAACUCUCAAACAGCUAGUUCAAUGUCAGUUUCCACAUCAGCGGACCAAUAUUUUCCAGCACAACAGAAUGGUUCCACUACAACAGUAAAUUUAACUCCAACGUUGUCUUCUCCAUCGAUUAGAUCACUGAAUAAUAGCACCACCAGUACCACGAAAUCGUUCAAACCUUUGCAAAAGCAAUACGUACUCAAUGAACAGCUUUAUCUAAGCUCGAUGAAAAAUAAAAAAGCAGAUGAUUAUUACACGCGAGGAAUAACGUCUUCUGGAAAUGAAGAUGAUGAUGAUUUUAGAGUGGAUGGAGAAAACGAUGAUGUUGAUAAUGACCUAAGCAAAUUGAAUAAUGGACUGGGCUCUGCAAUUUUCGGAAAUAAUAUCGCAACGACAACAGAUAAAGGCUUUCAUUCCAUCGAUGAUGAUGAACUUGUAUUAAUGAAUGAUAAAAUCUUACUUGAAAGGAUGGAAUGGUUACGCUCAGUGGAACCGAAUAACCCUCUAAUAGAAAAUUCAUUGAACCUGUUGAAUAAAACUGGUGGCUCUACGGACAGUCUUGAGAGCUUUUCAAAUAUUGAAACGCAGCUUGCUUUGGAACAACUCUCGAAUAAUCAUUUAGUCAGAGAAAGGCUAGAGUGGCAGACUAUGCUCUCGAGCGUUUUGAAUGGUGAUAUUGUUAAGAGUGAGAAGACAAAACUUGCGAAACGCAAGCCUGAUGAAAUUUUACUGAAUCAUAAUGAUCUAAUAUGGUUAGAACUUAAGGCUUGGUUAAAUGGUAGAACCGUCGAAGAUCAACGUAAAUCAUUGGAAUAUUCUAAAACUACUGCUGAUGAGGUAUUCGAAGAAAUCUUGAACUAUAAAAAUGAAAAAGAAGAAAACCCUGAAGUUGUCAUAGAAGAAGCCAAAAUACUAUUGAAUAAAUAUUACAAAGUGGUUGGAUAUUGGAAAAAUCUCCCCAAUAUGAAUCUCGAGAAACCUGUAACCAAAACCUCUAAUUUUGUAAGCAGAAUUGAAGCACUCAAUUCGUUGAUAAACUCGUACGAAGGAUUACAAUAUGAGAUAGAGGCAUUGAAACAAUGGACUCAAAAUGAUGAUUUGGAUGUAACUUUUACGAAAGAUUCGUUAGACACUGAAGGUAUCUUCAAAAAUGACAGAUCUUUCGCAGAACAAAUUAUGAAAGAGAAGGACAUCGAAGGUAUCUUUCAGAAAAAGAUCUUUUUCAAGCAUGCCCCUUGGAUGUUCAAGAGCAAAUUGGUGUUUUUGAAGCAACAAAAUUCUAUUCACGAAAUGCGCUUACCUUUACCGGUGGACAAAUUGCAUUCUCUUUUAACGUUUCCACUUCGUUUGAUCCAAGAAAUAAUAUCAAUCAGAUUAGAAUACGCUAGAAAACUCAAAAAGCCUACCAUGAUGAUGAUUGACCAAAUGAUUGAUGACUUCAGUACAUAUAUCAAGCUUUCUGUUCAAAUCAAGCAUACCCUUAUGGAAUACAGAUCUGGAUGGAGCCUUAAGGUUGAGAUAAGUGAUGCUUUCGAUGCUAAAGUUGUUGAAGCUAUAGAGUUCUUGUUCAAACUUCUUCACUUAAAAUUGAUUGACAGCUCAAAGAAUUCCUUUAAAACAUUUAAAGAACCAGACAUUUUAUUUGCCCAUUGGGAAAACUUGAAAAACUUCGGUUGUUAUAUAUCUGGAGCAAGUAAAGUAAUCGCACAGGGUUUUGUCAACAUUACUAUAAGAUUGUUGAACCGACUACAUCUUUACAUUAUGGAAGAGCAACGAAACUCAGUAGACUUAGUAACUUCUGAUGAUGCCAGAAAAUGGGUAGUUGAAGUUAUAGAAAAUGUCGGUGCUUUCAAGAGAAAGACCAAUAGAUUUUCGAACGUCUUAACGAAGGCGUUCCAAAACUCUGUUCUUUAUAACAUCAAGGAUCACAGCAUGCUGCUGGAGAGACUUAGGAAUAGUGGACACUUCUUGAUCUACACUGGAGGGAUCCUAGAACAAAAUGGGAUUUAUUUAAUUGCAAGUGAGGAGCUUCUAGGAUGCUCUGAUGAUGAAAUAAUGGACAUUAUCAAAUCUACUAAAAUAGGGUCCGAUUUGAUUCCAAAAGUUGAAAUUAAUAAUAGUUUAACUAUUUACAACCCUCCAGAGGAUCUUACAUUACCCGAAGCGAUGUUCGUACAGAAAGAAAGACGAAACGGGGUGUCCUAUUAUCAUUUAAAACAAGAUGACCUCACACAGAGAGUUGGCAUUAGAGGUAAAGGAGGAAGCUCGACAGCCCCUGAGGAAGAAGGAGAAGAACUCGUUCAACUCGAAAACAAAUUGAAAAUGCUUGGUUAUGUUUUGGUAUUCUGUCCAACAAAACCAAUGGUAUGGAAUGGAGAAAUGUACAAUCUUACCAGCGAAGAACCUUUGACUAUGGAAGAAUUUGGCCUCAGUGUAGAAGAAGACGUUAUUGUUAUGUUGAAUCAGGGAUCAACUUACGCGUUAGAUUAUCAAGUGGAUAGGUUUCAACAUUUUGCCGGUGAUGCGAUAUCCAUACGGGAAAAAAAAUGUGCUAUCAACAGCAUUGAGACGGCUCUUCAACGUAUCAAUAAAUCCUACUUCAGGAUGACGUAUAUUGUAUUGAAAAACUUCGGCAGCGUACAGAAGAAUGUCACUUUACAGACUAACGAGAGUGUCUUUUUCAACAUAGCAUACUUGUUCGUGAAAGAUUUUGCAAAAAACUUCCUUCUAUUAAAUGUCGCUACACCGGAAACUAAGGCAAUUAUUAUUCGCCUUAUGAUUCAGAUCAGCAUAGACUGGUUAACUUUUGUUCUUGAUGAAUGUGAUCCGGCCAAUCCAGAAACAUUUAGAUGGUGUGUCCCAGCAAUGGAAUUUGCUAUGCGUAUGACCAACGGAUGGAAUAUUUUGGGGAUUGAGGAGAAGGAAUUCAAGUUGUUGAAAGAGAAGAUUGCUAGAUGUAUGUCAUUGUUAAUAUCUCACUUCGACAUCACAGGGGCAAGAUCCAGAGAAGCUGAAAGGAUUGAUGCUCAACAAACAAGACCAAACUUUGAUAUCGAUGAUGCUGACGAUGAUAUGAUUUUGGCUGUUAAUUCAGAGAUGCGUAUGAAUGCAAUAACAGAUAUGGAAAAGGUUGUCAAAGUCAAAAGGCAUUAUUCUGUUGGUAAAGUUAUUGAUGAUACCGAUAAUCAAAGCAAAUUGUUGAAAUCUCUUGCUUCUUCAAUAUCUAACCUUUCUAUUAGAUGGCAAAAGCGUAGCUUUAUCGGAAGUGGUAGCUUUGGUACUGUAUAUUCCGCUGUUAACCUAGAUACUGGUGAUAUUUUAGCGGUAAAAGAGAUCAAAAUCCAAGAUGCUAAAUCCAUGAAGCAAAUUUUCCCAUCUCUCAAAGAAGAAAUGCGCGUCAUGGAGAUCUUAAAUCACCCGAAUAUUGUUCAGUACUAUGGUGUGGAAGUUCACAGAGACAAGGUUAAUAUCUUUAUGGAAUUCUGCGAGGGUUCCUCCUUAGCCAGUUUACUCGAACAUGGCCGGAUUGAAGAUGAAAUGGUAACUCAAGUUUACACACUACAAUUACUUGAGGGAUUGGCAUGUUUGCACCAAUCUGGAGUUGUGCACAGAGAUAUCAAACCGGAGAAUAUCUUAUUGGAUCGUAAUGGCGUUAUCAAAUAUGUAGAUUUUGGUGCCGCAAAACUCAUUGCAAAGAACGGAUCAAAGAGGAUAUCACUGGAUGCCAAUAACAAAUCUACAGGCGGGAAAGAUAUGAUCGGAACACCGAUGUAUAUGGCACCAGAAACGGUGACUGGUCAAGGACACGGAAAAUUCGGAUCCGAUGAUAUAUGGUCUUUAGGUUGUGUUGUACUGGAAAUGGUGACCGGUAGACGUCCAUGGGCUAACUUAGACAAUGAAUGGGCUAUCAUGUAUCAUGUUGCAGCUGGUCACCUUCCGCAAUUCCCAACCAAGUCUGAAAUUUCAUCUGCGGGUAGAAAGUUCAUAAGCAGAUGCUUAAUACAAGAUGCCAAUAAAAGAGCAACUGCAAUGGAAUUGUUACUUGAUCCCUGGAUUUCUCAAAUACGUAACAUUGCAUUUGGUGGCAAUGCAGAAUCUUUUAAUAAUGAAACUCAUAACUAG